This is a messenger RNA of Cygnus atratus (black swan), 722 nucleotides long. Its product is annotated as neurophysin 1. The record is from RefSeq and is a predicted model, not a curated record. The transcript has 3 exons. The coding region runs from base 1 to 375 and encodes 124 amino acids. Gene Ontology annotation, cellular component: extracellular region; secretory granule. Gene Ontology annotation, molecular function: neurohypophyseal hormone activity. Lineage: Eukaryota; Metazoa; Chordata; Aves; Anseriformes; Anatidae.
AUGCGCACCAAGGCGCUCGCCCUCUGCCUGCUGGGCCUCCUGGCGCUCUCCUCGGCGUGUUACAUCCAGAACUGCCCCAUCGGGGGCAAGCGCGCCGUGCUGGACGGGGGCGUCAGGAAGUGCCUGCCCUGCGGCCCCAGGAACCAGGGGCGCUGCUUCGGGCCCCGCAUCUGCUGCGGCGAGGAGCUGGGCUGCUACCUGGGCACCCCGGAGACGCUGCGGUGCCAGGAGGAGAACUUCUUGCCCACGCCCUGCGAGUCCGGGAGGAAACCGUGCGGCGGCGACGGGGCGAGCUGCGCCGCCCCCGGCAUCUGCUGCAGCAGCGAGGGCUGCGUGGCCGACCCAGCCUGCGAGCGAGAGGCGCUGCUCGCGUAGAGCGCCGGGGGAAAGCCGCACAGGCCUGGGGGGGCGCAGAGGAGCCCGGCCCCGCGACGUUCUUAAACAGAAAUAAAGCUUCUACGGAGAACGAAAGAGGAACGCGUGCGCGCUUCUCGUGUGCCGCCUGCUUUGGCCGCAGGCUCCUGGCUCAGCAGGGGCAGGCCGGAGGGAAAAAGGGAGGUUUUCGGGGGGUGUGGGUCCAAGCAAGGCCGGAAGGGGGCUUCCUGCAGCGGGGGGGGGGUUUGCCCCCAGGGAGCAGGGUGUGGGAACUGGGGCCGGGCAGCCCCAAGGCAGCAGCCGCGGGGCAAAAGGGAAGGAGACGCCGGGAUGGAGACGCCCUCCGC